AUGACCGAAAUAUCGGACUCUGAGCUUGAUAGCUCAAAUGAAAACCAGAUUGGGAACACUUCUGAUCACGAGAACUUCGAUGAUUCUAAUAUCUUUGAUAGUGAUCAAGGAGAAGAAGAAGAAGAAGACUACGGCGCUUUUCAAGACUUCGAUGAUUUCUCCGACAACCAGGACAAUCAAGACAAUCAGGAUUUCGCUCCUUCCCCCUCAAGAGAAACAAAUGUUGAAGGGCUGAUAAUGAAUACCCCGGAUAUUGAGCUCGCAGAAGAUGGAACACCUCUCGUGUUCCUUGAAAAAUUCAAAGAGUUUCCCGUAGAAAUUCAAAUGGGUAUUUGGCGCUUUAGUGCUCUUCAAGCCAGGCGUACCAUCGUUAUGAAUUUGCGACAAGAUACUUUCGAAUUUGAAAAUUAUCCUUCUACGCCAGCUUUUAUGCACGUAUGUCAGCGAGCACGAAAAUAUGGCAGGAAAUACUUCUAUGCUGUUGACGAGAAGGGAGUCCCGCAUAAUUUCACCGACCCCCAAAAGGUUAACAAGCCUUAUUUCUAUGUCAACCCCAUCAGCGACGACUUUAUCUUGAGAUUCGGAGAUGAGGCAUCUCGUUCUUCGCCGGCUUAUUGUCCCAUACAGUUUGGUUCGGAGUACAUGCAACAGGAAUUGAAAGUGGAGGAAAGAAAACUUUAUGAUAUCGACGAGGAAGAGGAAAGGGCUCGGUAUAAUGCGAGAACAAUCCGAAUAAAUGCUCCUGUACCUGCCCAUGUAAAUGCUCCUGUCGUAAACACCCACAUAUUAGGUGGGAACAUGAUGAUUCAACACAUUCAACAUAAUCCCGCUGCGAAUGCAGGCGUAGCACGUCCCGCUCUCCCUCGUCCCGGCGAGCCAGUUUUCCCUCUUGCGUCAGUACUCCCUCACUUCUUCGACAAUAUUCGAUCGGUUGGUAUCAACCUCUCAAUUAGUUUCUCAGGAUAUGUCGGCUUUGAAGAAAUGACCGCUGCGCAACUCCAACAAUGGACCGAAGAUAAUGUCAAAGAAAAAUUCGACAACGUAUUCAAGAAAAUUUUGGAUCGUUUUCCUCAUCUCGAACAUAUUUUUGUGGUAGUGAGAGCAUAUGGGAGAAGUAAUCGGUGUGAAUCAGAUCGGGGUCUCCCACGUGAGCUUGAGAAGAAGAAUUGGACGAGUGUGGGCAUGGAAAAGGGAACAGCGAGAUGUAUGGGAUAUAGAGAGUUUAAACAGUUUGAGAAUCAGGCGAAGGUUUGGUUAAUGCAUGAGAGGAUUGAUAGGGGACUGCAGUUGAAUAGCAUCGAUUUUGGAUUGUAUGUUCAGACAAACAUUUUGUGGGAGAUUUAG
Botrytis fragariae is the source of this 1344-nucleotide messenger RNA. RefSeq lists its product as uncharacterized. The record is from RefSeq and is a predicted model, not a curated record. The transcript is spliced from 2 exons. NCBI's taxonomy places the organism in Eukaryota, Fungi, Ascomycota, Leotiomycetes, Helotiales, Sclerotiniaceae. Bases 1 to 1344 code for a protein of 447 amino acids.